GGGCCUUCCUUGCGCUUCCCGCGACAGAGGGGAGCGCGCCACUUCCGGACGUGGUCGCGCGCACGCGCCGGCUGGAUCGCCGCUUCUCUCGCCCAAACGCAAGCACUGCCUGGGAACCGCAGCAGGACUACGCGCUGCAUGGGGCGGGGAUAAGGCGGGGCUUCGUAACGAGCGACCAGGCGCCGCACCAAUCGCGGAGCUGCUCACCUCCAGGCUCGUUUUGAAAUUCCGCGGGGCCCAACGGCUCGUGGAGCAACUACGUGGAACGGGCUAGUCGGCGUUUUCGGGUGGUGGCUACGCCUUGGCUCGCGUGGAAGAGCUCGGGGGCCUCGACUUCCGGCUGCCUGGGGCGUCCGCCAUGAGGAGAAGUGAGGUGCUGGCAGAGGAGUCCAUAGUAUGUCUUCAGAAAGCUCUGAAUCACCUUCGGGAAAUAUGGGAAUUAAUUGGGAUUCCAGAGGACCAGCGCUUACAAAGAACCGAGGUUGUAAAGAAACAUAUCAAGGAUCUCCUGGAUAUGAUGAUUGCCGAAGAGGAGAGCCUGAAAGAAAGACUUAUCAAAAGCAUAUCCAUCUGUCAAAAAGAGCUGAAUACCCUGUGCAGUGAGUUACAUGUCGAGCCAUUUCAGGAAGAAGGGGAAACAACUAUCCUGCAACUAGAAAAAGAUUUGCGCACUCAGGUGGAAUUAAUGCGAAAACAGAAAAAGGAGAGAAAACAGGAACUGAAGCUUCUUCAAGAACAAGAUCGAGAACUCUGUGAAGUUCUUUGCAUGCCCCAUUACGACAUUGACAGCACCUGUGUUCCCAGCUUAGACGAGUUAAACCAGUUCAGGCAACACUUGGCAACUCUGAAGGAAAAAAAGGCAUCUAGGCGUGAGGAGUUUGUCACCAUAAAAAGACAGAUCAUCCUAUGUAUGGAAGAGUUAGAUCACACUCCAGACACAAGCUUUGAAAGAGAUGUGGUGUGUGAAGAUGAAGAUGCCUUUUGUUUGUCUUUGGAGAAUAUUACAACACUACAAAAGCUGCUACGGCAGCUGGAAAUGCGAAAAUCACAAAAUGAAGCUGUGUGUGAGGGGCUUCGUGCUCAGAUCCGAGAGCUCUGGGAUAGGCUGCAAAUACCUGAAGAAGAGAGAGAAGCUGUAGCCAUGAGUAUGACUGGGUCAAAUGCCAAAGUCAGGAAGGCGCUACAGUUAGAAGCAGAUCGACUGGAAGAAUUGAAAAUGCAAAAUAUGAAGAAAGUAAUUGAGGCAAUUCGAGUGGAGCUGGCUCAGUACUGGGACCGAUGUUUUUAUAGCCAGGAGCAGAGACAAGCUUUUGCUCCCUACUUUGCUGAGGACUACACAGAAAGCCUGCUGCAGCUGCAUGAUGCUGAGAUUGUGCAGUUGAAAAACUACUAUGAAGUUCACAAGGAGCUCUUUGAAGGUGUCCAGAAGUGGGAAGAGAACUGGAGGCUUUUCUUGGAAUUUGAGAGAAAAGCUUCAGAUCCGAGUCGAUUUACAAAUCGGGGAGGAAAUCUUCUAAAGGAAGAAAAGCAACGCGCAAAACUCCAGAAAACACUCCCUAAGCUGGAAGAGGAGUUGAAGACACGGAUUGAAAUGUGGGAACAGGAGCAAUCGACGGCAUUUCUAGUGAAUGGGCAGAAAUUCAUGGAGUAUGUGACAGAACAGUGGGAGGCACACAGACUGGAGAGAGAGAGAGCCAAGCAGGAAAGGCAAUUGAAGAACAAGAAGCAGACAGAGACAGAGAUACUGUACGGCAGCGCUCCCCGGACGCCCAGCAAGAGGCGAGUUCUGGCUCCCAGCACGCCCGGCAAAGUACGCAAGCUGAACACUACCACCACGUCCAAUACUGCAGCCAAUAGUAGCUUUCGUCCUGCCUUUGGGGGGACAGUCUACCACUCCCCCAUGUCUCGACUUCCUCCUUCUGGCAGCAAGCCAGUAGUCACUUCCACCUGUUCAGGAAAGAAAACUCCCCGUGCCAACAGACUUGGGGCCAACAAGGAGAACCUGGAGCUCAGUGGCAGCUUCCUGAGUGGUGGGUACCCUGGCUCAGCCCCCCUCCAGCGCAACUUCAGCAUUAAUUCUGUUGCCAGCACCUAUUCUGAGUUUGCGAAGGAUCCGUCCCUCUCUGACAGCUCAACUGUUAGGCUUCAGCGAGAACUUUCAAAGGCUUCCAAAUCUGAUGCUACUUCUCGAAUCCUCAAUUCAACCAACAUCCAGUCCUGAGAAGCCCUGACCAGGCAGUCAGCUGGACUUAAUUAUAUGGGGUGGGGGCUGGAGUUUUUCUUCAGUUUAAUUCAAGAAAUAACCUUAAAACUUAGUUUAUAGCAGUAAGUACAGAUUUUAGCACCUGGGACCUAAUUUCCUUCUCUAUCCCAUAACUGUACUUGGAUAAGCAUGAUCCAGGGCUUGUUGCAUUUCACUGUUGUGUAGGAAAAUGACUGCCUGUGCUCAGCCUUGGGGUAUGGGCCAUGGGCUAUAAGUUUGGCUGGUGCGCUUGUAAUUAUCAGUUAACAUUUUUUUAAAUCUAGGGAUGUCCAGUUAAUGUUACAGCUCUGAUGGCCUUGCUCUCACUCAGAGGCCUGUCCCCAUCACACUGAGGUCUGUGAGUCAGCAUCUGUGGCCUGACGACUGCCCAAGAGUGACGGCGGCUGGGAGCGCCUUUGUUAAACUGUGUACAGCUUUUGUUACAGAGUGCGAUCCCUUUGGGGGUCUGUAUGAUCGCACACGCUGUCUGAAGCGUUUCCUCGGGGUCCGGUCCCUGCCCUGUGCCUGCUAUGCCGGGGUCCUACCCUGCAGCUGCAGCCAGGUGGGGAGGCUGCCUCGGUGGGUGGGGCUGCUUUUUACUUUAGAGACCAGCACCUUUGCACACGUCACUACUGGGGCUUGUCCCUGCAUUAUCCCUGCAAUAGCAUCUGCGCUGAGGCUUUCUACCUGUUCUGUCCAUCACUGUGUUCUAAAGCACUAUUUAUUCUUCUACCUAUGACACAUUAAAAUGGUUCUCAAAAGGUUACCAAUGUGAACUUGCUCUGUAGCUGUCAGACAUGCUGUUUAGUCACAUAUAUACAUGUCUUAU
Molecule: messenger RNA, 3071 nt
Organism: Fukomys damarensis (Damara mole-rat)
Lineage: Eukaryota; Metazoa; Chordata; Mammalia; Rodentia; Bathyergidae
Gene: Prc1
Product: protein regulator of cytokinesis 1
Exons: 15
Coding region: 359-2221 (620 amino acids)
Biological process (GO): microtubule cytoskeleton organization; mitotic spindle midzone assembly
Cellular component (GO): mitotic spindle midzone; spindle; cytoplasm
Molecular function (GO): microtubule binding
Source: RefSeq, a predicted model, not a curated record